Messenger RNA from Sesamum indicum (sesame), 2876 nucleotides. Its product is annotated as G-type lectin S-receptor-like serine/threonine-protein kinase LECRK4. The record is from RefSeq and is a predicted model, not a curated record. NCBI's taxonomy places the organism in Eukaryota, Viridiplantae, Streptophyta, Magnoliopsida, Lamiales, Pedaliaceae. Gene Ontology annotation, molecular function: ATP binding; protein serine/threonine kinase activity. Gene Ontology annotation, biological process: protein phosphorylation.
CCUCUGUGGAAUACUUCACUUAUGUUGUGCAUUUACUAUUUGAAGUCAAGAAGCAAAGACCUUUCAAGUGAGCUAUUCAAGUCUCAAUAUCAACAUCAUGAAUGCAACAACGAAAUCAGGACAAGGAAAUAAUGGCAGAAUCAUUUUGGCAACCAUACGUAUUACUCGGUAAUACUUUUUUCAUUGAGGCAGACUUGCUUUAAAAGUCUUUGCAGGUGGUCCUGUCCUGUUGUCCUCAGUGGAUGAACCUUGAAAUACUUGUUGUUCUAAAGCAGUUGAAGCAGCCUCCCUUUAGAUAGUAUAAGCUGAUCGUCCUACCUAAGUUUGAUCUUCAGAGAUAUGGCCUUUCGAGCUAAAUGUUUCCGUUUAUUUUUACUCAGCUUAGUGUUUCCUCUUUUGUCAGCCAUUCUUGCAGUAGGCCAGUCGAAUUGUAGCAUAAACUUAGGGGCAGUUAUAACUGCCGGAGGGAAUAGUCGGCCAUGGAUUUCACCAGCCGGUGAUUUUGCCUUUGGAUUUCAGCGCCUCCAACGCUCUCCGUCCACCAAUCAAGAUCACUUCUUGUUAGCCGUAUGGUAUGAUAAAAUACCCGAUCAAACUGUAGUUUGGUCCUUGAAUGACCAUCCAGUUGAAGAAGGAUCGAGAGUCCAGCUGACAAAUGAAGGGCAGCUUAUCCUCUACAAUUCUCAGGGGCAGCAGGUGUGGAUGGCUGACACAGGGAAUGAAAGGACAGCAUGUGCAGCCAUGCUGGAUUCAGGCAACUUUGUGCUGUUUAGUGCUGCAUCUAUUAACAUAUGGGAAAGCUUCAGAUUGCCUACUGACACAAUCUUGCCUGGUCAGAGGCUAAGCAAGGAUGGGCGACUGAUUUCACGUCGAUCUGAUACUGAUUAUACAGACGGGAGGUUCCAGCUAGAGAUGCAACUUGAUGGAAAUCUUGUGCUUUACCCUGUGUUCUUACCGACUCGAACUGUAGCGGGAGGAGCUUAUUGGGCUAGUAUGACAAACCAUCCUGAUGCUGACUCCGAGCUUGUUUUUGAUGAGGCUGGAUUGAUUUACAUAGAAGACAGCAAAAAAAACAUAUUCAACCUCACGGAACGGAACCUGGGAUCCAGGCAGGAUUUCUAUUAUAUGGCUAGGAUUGAUUAUGAUGGAGCCUUGAGGCACUAUAAUCAUCCGAGAGGAAACUCUACUGCAGAUACUGGAAGGAAUACGCCGGCUUGGUCCGUCGUUCAGACGACUCCAGAAGAUAUGUGCAGUAGAGUCUCGAGAGUCUUAGGAAGCGGGGCGUGUGGAUAUAACAGUUAUUGUGUGAAUUCAAAUGGAAGGCCUAAUUGCUUGUGUCCACAAGGGUACUCUUUUGUGGAUCCGCUCGAUAUGAGUCAAGGCUGCAAGCCAAACUUUCACUUACCUAGCUGCCAGCAGAACGGAUGGGAAUCGAGCGCCGACUCUGUGGAGUUUAAGGAACUGAACAACACUGAUUGGCCCUUCACUGACUAUGAGCUUCAGACAGGACCUGAAGUGGAUAAGGAGAGGUGUAAAGAAUUCUGCCUCCGUGACUGUUAUUGUGCAGCUGCUAUCUAUAAUGAGAACAAUUGUUGGAAGAAGAGGUUCCCUCUUUCCAAUGGAAUGCAAUCCAGAUCUGUGAAUAGGACCGCUUUGAUUAAGGUUCCAAGGAACAUUAAUCAAACGACCUUGUGUCCUAAACGCAAAGAUCAGUCCACUUUAGUUCUUGUCGUAUCAAUACUUCUUGGCAGCUCUGUGUUCUUUAACUUUCUUCUGUUAAUAGCUAUAUCGGUUGCCAUUUUCCUCGUAUACCACAAGAAGAUGCUGAAUUUACAGCCGGCUUCAACUUUAUAUGGGAUAAGAAGGUAUACAUACAAAGAACUCGAGGAGGCAACGGAGGGCUUCAAGCAGCAACUAGGCCGAGGCUCUUUUGGCACCGUCUACAAAGGUGUUAUCCGUUCUAAUCCUAUCAGGUACGUCGCGAUCAAGAAAUUGGAUAUGGCAGAAAAAGAAGGCGAAAACGAGUUCACAACUGAAGUUAACGCGAUUGGACAGACUCACCACAAGAACUUAGUCAACCUUCUUGGUUAUUGUGAUGAGGGAGCUAACCGGCUUCUAGUGUACGAGUACAUGAGCAACGGUUCUCUGGCCAGUCUUCUCUUCAGCACAUCAAGGCCUCAAUGGAACCAACGGCUGCAAAUAGCAUUCGGUAUCGCCAGAGGCCUAACUUACUUGCACGAAGAAUGCAGCACUCAGAUCAUACAUUGUGAUGUCAAGCCUCAAAACAUACUCUUGGACGAGUACCUCGCCCCCAAGAUCUCCGACUUUGGAUUGGCUAAACUUCUGCUAUCCGAGCAGAGCCGUGCUGCACGGACGCACAUUAGGGGGACGGUCGGGUACUUUGCACCCGAAUGGUUUAGGAAAGCAUCCAUCACCGCGAAGGUGGAUGUCUAUAGCUUCGGUGUGAUGCUUCUUGAAAUAGUUUGUUGCAUGUCGAGUGUGAAAUUUGCACUGGAGGAUCAAGAAGAGGCCUUGAUCGAUUGGGUUUAUGACUGCUACAGCCAAGAGAAGCUAGACAUGUUGGUGGAAGAUGAUGAGGAAGCUAUGAACGACAUGAAUGGCGUGGCAAGACUAGUGAUGGUGGCAAUUUGGUGCAUUCAAGAAGAUCCGUCUCUAAGGCCCUCCAUGAGAAGAGUUACACAGCUGCUUGAGGGGGUCGCCCAAGUUUCCGACCCUCCACGCCCUCCGGCUCAUAAUUCGUCCUAAUGCUUAUAGUUAGGGUCUUUCUUUAUUUAAUUUCGCUUGUUGUGAUUUUCUCAUAUUAAAUUCAAUAAGUUGAAUAUUUUUUCUCUGUCCAAUAAUUAAUGAAAAAUAUA